Molecule: messenger RNA, 828 nt
Organism: Triplophysa dalaica
Lineage: Eukaryota; Metazoa; Chordata; Actinopteri; Cypriniformes; Nemacheilidae
Product: apolipoprotein D-like
Exons: 5
Coding region: 172-741 (189 amino acids)
Biological process (GO): brain development; lipid transport; tissue regeneration
Molecular function (GO): lipid binding
Source: RefSeq, a predicted model, not a curated record
GCAGUUGUUUCUUUUUAGACAAAAACACAAUGACAAUGCAAUCUGCAAUGCAAUCUCAGUCUGUUUUGUAAGACUCCUCCUUAUGAAACACACAGUUAUAGAAUCACUGCACUCUUAACACUUUCAACUCUACGAACAGGUUUAAGGACAGAGACAGCAGCUCCUGUGAAGAUGAAGGUCAUGAUUGUAUUACUUGUACCUCUAUUGGUUUCCUUUGUCUCCGCUCAGACAUUUCGCUGGGGACCCUGCCCAACACCAAAGGUCCAACCAAACUUUGAAGUAGAUAAGUACCUUGGAAAGUGGUAUGAGAUCGAAAAACUCCCAGCAUCCUUUGAGAGAGGCAAGUGCAUCGAGGCAAACUACAAGCUCAACCCUGACAAAACCAUCCAAGUUCUCAAUUUUCAGACUUAUAAAGGUAAAGUUGAGGGUGCAGAAGGUACAGCAGUCAUCCAGGACAUGAGGGAACCGGCAAAACUUGGAGUCCGGUUUUCCUACUUCACACCCUACGCCCCAUACUGGGUCCUCUCCACCGACUACAACGUUAGUCUUGUGUAUUCUUGCACUGAUGUUCUCAGGCUGUUCCACGUCGACUUCGCCUGGAUUCUCUCACGCACACGCACUCUGCCUGCAGAAACCAUCUCAAAGGCCAAAGAGAUUUUCUCACGGGACAACAUCGAUGUGAGCAAAAUGUGUCCUACAGAUCAGCGAGGAUGUGAUGUUCCAGAUGUAUAUGCUCCAUAAUUCUGACCCAUAAUAUAUGAUAAAAUAUAAUAAACAUAAUUGACAUUUUUAAUGCAAAAUCAAUAAAAGCAUGUGUCUAAUAAAGUU